Diplodia corticola is the source of this 605-nucleotide messenger RNA. RefSeq names its product endo-beta-xylanase. Gene Ontology annotation, biological process: carbohydrate metabolic process. The annotation marks the transcript as partial. Lineage: Eukaryota; Fungi; Ascomycota; Dothideomycetes; Botryosphaeriales; Botryosphaeriaceae. The record is from RefSeq and is a predicted model, not a curated record. Gene Ontology annotation, molecular function: hydrolase activity, hydrolyzing O-glycosyl compounds. The transcript is spliced from 2 exons.
AUGCACGGCUCCACCGCCCUCACCCUGCUCGCAGCCUUCCCGGCCACCUUCGCCAUCGUGCUCCCCCGGCAGGCGGCAUCCAGUAUCAACGAUGCGUUCGUGGCCAAAGGCAAGAAGUACUUCGGGACCUGCACGGACCAGGGGCUGCUGAGCAGCGGGCAGAGCGCGGCCAUCAUCCAAGCCGACUUCGGGCAGGUGACGCCGGAGAACAGCAUGAAGUGGGACACGAUCGAGGCGACGCAGAACAGCUUCAACUUCGCGGGCGCCGACUACCUGGUCGACUGGGCGACGGCCAACGACAAGCUGGUGCGCGGGCACACGACCGUGUGGCACUCGCAGCUGCCGACGUGGGUCAGCAGCAUCACGGACAAGGACACCUUGACCGCCGUGGUGCAGAACCACGUCUCGACCGAGAUCGGGCGGUAUGCGGGCAAGGUCUACGCCUGGGACGUCGUUAACGAAAUCUUCAACGAAGACGGCACGCUCCGCUCCUCCGUCUUCUACAACGUCCUCGGCGAAGACUUCGUCCGCAUCGCCUUCGAAGCCGCCCGCGCCGCCGACCCAGCCGCCAAACUCUACAUCAACGACUACAAGUACGUCGUCGU